AUAGAUGGCAAGACUCGCUCGGAGGAGGAGGAGGAGGAGGAGGAGGAGGAUGACGAGGAGGAGGAGGAGGAGCGAGAGGAGGACGAGGAGGACUUGGCAGCCGAGGCGGAGGUGGCCGCGGUCAUGGGGCUGGAGGGGCUCGCAACGGGCAAUGGCUUUGGGGGUGGGGGCUUCAGAGGGGUAGGAGGAGGAGGAGGGGGUGGGGCGGUGACGGCGGUGAGCGGUGGCUGUAUGGGCGGUUACUGGAGCACGAGGCAGAACAGACCCUCCAGUCCCCGCAUGCCGCCCCCGGAGCUUGAGCUGCAACAGCAGCACCAGUUGCCCCCGUCCAGGUACAACAAUCUUGGCUACUGGCGCGCCAGGCGCGUCACCUUCUACAGGAAUGGCGACCCUUUCUUUCCCGGCGUCGAGUUCAGAUUCAAGCCGGGACGGGAUAUCGGCUCGUUGGAGGCGCUGCUCGACCGGCUUUCCCUGCGGUUGGAUCUGCCACGGGGCGCUCGGCACAUAUUCUCGAUGGACGGCGACCGGAAGAUCAGCCUCGACGAGCUCGAGGACGGCGCCUCCUACGUCGUCUCCAGCUACAAGACAUUCAAGCCGGCGAGUUACGGCAAGAAGAGCAAUACGUGGUACGUGUCGACAGCAGCGGGGGGCGGUGGAAGCCGGGGCGGAGGCGGCGCGAUGCCCGGGAUCGGCGGGGGUGGCGGCGGGGCCGGGGGUAUCGGUGGUGGUGGCCUGGGGGGGUGGCAGAGCCGCAGCACCCCGGCCGUCGCCAGCCUCAGCAGGAAGGCUUCCAUCACCGACGAGGCACCGCCACCCGGUGGCGGUAAGCCCUCUUCCGGCCGCGUUAUUCGCAUUGUCAACAACCUCGACCACACCGUGCAGUGUCGAGUGCUGUUGAAUUUACGCACGUCACAGCCAUUCGAGGAAGUCCUCGAAGACUUGGGCCAGGUGCUUAAGAUGAACGGAGCCAAGAGGAUGUUUACAGUGUCAGGACAGGAGGUGCGUAGCUUCUCGCAGCUGCGCAACGAGUUCGCCGACGUGGACACGUUCUACCUGGGCACGGGUACCGGCGGCAUAGCCACGGCCAUCGGCUCGCCAGCGCGCAGGUCGCGUUCCCGAGGCCCGGCCGCGGUGGUCGAGGAAGUCCCGGGCCGUCAGCGAAGGGCUCGCAGCAAAAGUCGACCCCGUGCCCUCUACGCCCCCGAGUCCGAAGUAGUACGAGUCAACGAUUACAGCGUGGUCGAGGUGUUGCGCGAGGAACCGGCCCGCGUGACCAUCCGCGGCCUGAGACGCUCGUUCUACCCACCGUCGCACCUACCGCCUGUCGACAACUCGCCCCCGGAAAAGAAGCUCACCCUCGAGUGGGUCUACGGCUACCGGGGCACCGACACGAGGCGCAACCUCUGGGUGCUGCCCAGCGGCGAGCUGCUCUACUACGUUGCGGCCGUCGCGGUGCUCUACGACCGCGAGGAGAACUCACAGCGACACUACGUCGGACACACCGAGGACAUCACCUGUAUGGAGGUCCACCCGAGCAGGGAACUAGUUGCCUCGGGCCAGAGGGCGGGUAGGCACAGAAAGGCCCAGCCGCACGUGAGGAUCUGGUCGACCGAGACCCUCCUCACGCUCUACGUCUUCGGCAUGACCGAGUUCCAGAUGGGCGUCUCCGCCCUGGCCUUCUCCCAACUGAACGGGGGUAGCUACGUGCUCGUCGUCGACUCGGGCAGGGAAGCCAUCCUGUCGGUCUGGCAGUGGCAGUGGGGCCACCUCCUCGGCAAAGUCGCUACCCUGCAAGAGGACCUCACCGGGGCGGCCUUCCACCCGCUGGACGACAACCUCCUGAUAACGCACGGCAAGGGCCACCUGACCUUCUGGAACCGCAGGAAGGACGGCUUUUUCGAGAGGACGGACAUCAUCAAGCCCCCGUCAAGGACGCACGUGACGAGCAUCCAGUUCGAGCAAGACGGGGACGUGGUGACGGCAGACAGCGACGGCUUCAUAACCGUGUACUCGGUGGACGCUGACGGCGCGUACUUCAUAAGGAUGGAGUUCGAGGCGCACAACAAGGGCAUCAGCUCGCUCGUGAUGCUCUCCGAGGGCACGCUGCUGUCCGGUGGCGAGAAGGACCGGAAGAUCGCCGCGUGGGACUCGCUGCAAAACUACAAGCGCAUCACCGACACCAAGCUGCCAGAGUCUGCGGGUGGGGUGCGGAGUAUCUACCCGCAGCGUCCGGGGCGCAACGACGGCAACAUAUACGUGGGGACGACGCGCAACAACAUACUCGAGGGCUCGCUGCAGCGGCGCUUCAACCAGGUGGUGUUUGGACACGGGCGGCAGCUAUGGGGCUUGGCCGUGCACCCGGACGACGAGGUCUUCGCCACGGCCGGCCACGACAAGAACAUUGCCCUGUGGAGGCGGCACAAGCUACUCUGGACGACCCAGGUGGGCUUCGAGUGCAUAUGCAUCGCCUUUCAUCCGUUCGGCGUGGCGUUGGCCGCUGGUUCCUCGGAGGGACACUUGCUCGUCCUCGCGGCCGACACCGGGGCCGCCGUGGCGACGCUCAGGGUCUGCGGCUCGCCGCUCUCCUGCAUCGGCUACAAUCCGACUGGAGAAAUGGUGGCGAUGGGCUCGCAGAACGGCAGUGUUUACCUGUUCCGGGUGUCGAGGGACGGGUUCUCGUACAAGAAGAGCAACAAGAUACGGGGCACCCAGCCGUUGGCCCAGAUAGACUGGAGCUCGGACAGCCGCUUCCUGCAGACGGUCACUCAGGACUACGAUCUUGUUUUCUGGGACGUGAAAGCUCUGUCCUCCGAAAAGAGCCCGCUCAUAAUGAAGGACGUCAAAUGGUACACGCACAACUGUACCGUGGGAUACUUGGUGUCUGGUAUGUGGAACAACCGUUACUACCCGCUGACCACUGUGGUGACGACCUCGAGCCGCUCGGCGGCCCACGACAUGCUCGUGAGCGGCGACGCCGAGGGCUACCUGCGGCUGUUCCGUUACCCGUGCACCAGCGCCAAGGCCGAGUACGUCGAGGAGAAGGUUUACAGUUCGCUCGUCGCUUGCGCCCGUUUCCUCUACAACGACCAAAACGUCGUCACCGUAGGCGGCACCGACGCGGCCCUCAUGCUCUGGGAACUCGUCGACGAAUAGUUGGACGCCAGCCCGCCCGCUUCACCCGUUUACAUACGCGCGCAGUAGCGCCUACACGCGGUAAACGUUUUUUCGCGCCCUCCGACAUAACUCCCUCUUUAGAUUUGUUUUUUUUUUUUCUCCCUCUAUAAAGACAUGAUAGAUGAUUCAGUGCCGCGCGCACCCGCGUUUCGUUCAUUUUGGGUACCUACAGCAGAUGCUUUUGGCGGACAGUUCGCGAAGAUGACACGACUUUCGACAAGUGGGUUGGGUUGGUUUUCAAAAGAAAUCGAUUGCUAUUAUUAUGAUUCGAACCGAGUCUUGAGAAUAAUAAUGCCAUAGGACGUAUAUUUUUUUAAUAACAAGGGCAACUUUACUUCAUUUCCGUCUACGUCAAUAUAAUUACUUCGAUUUCCAAGUGACAGCUUUCGUACUUUUCUUUUAGCAGAGAGUUGUUAUUAUUAUAUCUAUUGACCUUUUUACCUCUGUAUUAUACACUUAUUAAUGACAAAUUACAUCAUCAUCAUCAUCAUCAUAAUCAUUGUUAAGUAUGAUGUGAAGAUGACAAAAAACAAUAAUAAUCGAUCCUCAUUUUUGGAACAUAAAUUGAUUAAAAUAAUCCAAUCAGUAGUUUUUGAGAUUUAUCUGAGUAAAUAUGACAUAGAGAAGCACUGAAUCUGUCUAUAUGCGACGUGACGAAAUGCUCCACUACUUUUUGCAGUUAAAUUUUGUGUCACGACGGUACAAUCUGACGUCGUGAGGACAUAUUGUUCGAAUGUAAAAUUCGAUCCGAAAAAAAGCGUUUGCUGCGCGCAAUAUUUAUUCGCAGAGUAAUAAUUAAUCCCCGAUUUUCCACUUAAAAAAGAUGAUACUCCUGCCAUCCUUUGAACGUCUGCCAGACAGGUAUUAUUAUAUAUUGUUGUAGAAAAUGUUUAAGAAAAAAAAAAAAAGAAGAAAGAAAAUCUCCGAACGACAUCGCGCCGAUGCGAGAAAAGAGGUAUUAAACAAUGUGUUGUUUAUCCGUCACACACAAAAUUUUGCCGAAACGAAAAAAAAAAUGGCAAUAACCAAAAUUCAUUUGUAAGCGACUCUGAUUACAUACUUAGAGAGCGCAAAUUAA
Messenger RNA from Copidosoma floridanum, 4252 nucleotides. It is a transcript of the gene DCX-EMAP, whose product is annotated as Doublecortin-domain-containing echinoderm-microtubule-associated protein. The record is from RefSeq and is a predicted model, not a curated record. Lineage: Eukaryota; Metazoa; Arthropoda; Insecta; Hymenoptera; Encyrtidae. Gene Ontology annotation, molecular function: microtubule binding. Gene Ontology annotation, cellular component: mitotic spindle. Gene Ontology annotation, biological process: intracellular signal transduction; microtubule cytoskeleton organization.